AUGGCGGCGCGUUUUGAUGUUAUGGAUGGCACUGAGGAAGAUUUGUUAUACCUUGACCAUUUAAAUCUUGACCGAAAUCGUGUUGGAGUGAUUGUGGAAAGGGGAAACCCUUUUGAAGAUUAUGGUGAUAGGAAGUUUGAAGAGAGAUUUCGUCUGUCAAAAGAAACAGUGUGGUGGUUAUUAAAUCAAAUUAAUGAUAGGUUAGAAUUUCCUACUGAUCGGAAUAACCCUGUUUGUCCGAUAAACAGACUUUUGAUUACUUCUAGGGCAUAUGCAACAGGUGCAUUCAACAUUCUUAUUGGGGGCAACAGUAAUAUACAUCGUACAACAGCACAACGAAUCAUCAGUGAUGUAUCAGACAUCAUAGCAUCACUGUCUCCUCGCUUUAUAAAAUUUCCUGCAAGAGAAGAAGUGCGCUCUGUGAUGUAUGGUUUUAGUCAAUUGGACCGAUUUCCUGGCGUUCUUGGUACCUUGGAUUGUACCCAUAUAAGAAUUCAGUCUCCUGGAGGACAUAAUGCUGAACUUUUCCGCAAUAGGAAAUCAUAUUUUUCCUUUGACUGUCAAACCAUUAGUGAUCAUAAUUUGUUAGUAAGAGAUAUUGUCGCUCGAUGGCCGGGCUCUGUGCACAACAGUACCAUAUUUCUCAACUGCGCUCGCAGAGCUCAAUUUGAAAACGGAGAAAUACCACAAGGUCACUUAUUGGGAGAUAGUGGUUAUGCAUGUAAAUCCUACUUGUUAACUCCACUUUUAAAUCCUCAUAAUGAAGCAGAGCAUCGAUAUAACAGGUCUCAAAAUACGGAAGCAAUGUCAAUCAUUGUGGGUACAGCUGUCUUGCAUAAUAUUGCGAGGAGUACAAGCAGUGAAGAACCACCAGAAGAGCCUGAAAUUUCUCGACUUUUAAAUCAGUUACGUGAUGAGAGAGGCCCCAACAUUGAAGACAACGAACCAGUGCUACCUGGACAGCAGAUGUAUUGUGAUGAUACAUUACCUGGAAGAGCAGUUCGCCGAGCUAUAAUUAAUGACCAUUUCCGAUAA
Schistocerca americana (American grasshopper) is the source of this 1035-nucleotide messenger RNA. RefSeq names its product putative nuclease HARBI1. Lineage: Eukaryota; Metazoa; Arthropoda; Insecta; Orthoptera; Acrididae. The transcript is spliced from 2 exons. Bases 1 to 1035 code for a protein of 344 amino acids. The record is from RefSeq and is a predicted model, not a curated record.